CCUCGCGACAUGCUUCAGGACACUCGUAAUACGCUUCAAGACGUCGUCCAUGAUGGGCUUCAAGUCCCUCGCGACAUGCUUCAGGAUGCUCACGAUACGCUUCGAGAUGCCCGUGACACGCUCCAAGAUGCGCUCGAAGUCACUCCCGGCAUACUUCAGGAUACUCGUGAUACGCUUCGAGAUGCCAGAGGCGCGCUUCCAGUUCCUCGCGACAUGCUUCAGGACGCUCGCGACACACUUGAAGAUGCCCGUGACACGCUCCAAGAUGCUCGUGAUACACUAGAAGAUGCUCGUGAUAUGCUUGAAGUCCCUCCCAGCAUACUUCAGGAUACGCUUCGAGAUGCUGGAGAUGCGCUUCAAAUCCCUCGCGAUAUGCUUCAGGACGCUCGCAAUGCGCUUCGAGAGGUCCCUCGCGACGUACUUCAGGACACUCGUGAUACGCUUCAUGAUGCCCGUGAUAUGCUCCACGUCCCUCGCAACAUGCUUCAGGAUGCUCGCGAUACGCUUCGAGAGGUCCCUCACGACGUGCUUCAGGACACUCGUGACGUGCUUCACGAUACCCGUGAUAUGCUCCAAGUCCCUCACGACAUGCUUCGGGACGCUCGCGAUACGCUUCGAGAUGUCCGUGAUACGCUCGAAGUCCCCCACGGCAUACUUCAGGAUACUCGUGAUACGCUUCGUGAUGCCGGAGAUACGCUCCAAGUCCCUCGCGACAUGCUUCAGGACACUCGUGAUACGCUUCAAGAUGUCGUCCAUGAUGGGCUUCAAGUCCCUCGCGACAUGCUUCAGGAUGCUCGCGGUACGCUUCGAGAUGCCCGUGACACGCUCCAAGAUGCUCGUGAUACGCUUGAAGUCCCUCCCAGCAUACUUCAGGAUACGCUUCGAGAUGCUGGAGAUGCGCUUCAAAUCCCUCGCGACAUGCUCCAGGACACUCGUGAUACGCUUCAAGACGUCGUCCAUGAUGGGCUCCAAGUCACUCGCGACAUGCUUCAGGACACUCGCGAUACCCUUCAAGAUGUCGUCCGUGAUGUGCUUCAAGUCCCUCGCGACAUACUUCAGGACAUUGGUGAUACGGUUCAAGAUUCCCGUGAUACGCCACAAGAAGUCCCUCGCGAUAAUUAGGACGUUGGUGAUACGUUUUCAAGAUUCCCGCGAUAUGCUUCAAGUCCCUUACGGUAUGCUUUAGGAUUUUUGUGACAUGCUUAUGGACCUACUUCAGGUUCCUGUUAAAGUGGCACAACCGAGGUCUAAGCAGCGCGAUAUCGACGUUCAGUGAGAUAUCGUGCUCUUAGUAAAAUUCUUGUUAUCUAUAUAUAUAUAUCUGGGUGGGGUGCUGUACAUAAUGAUCACAACGUG
Cantharellus anzutake is the source of this 1356-nucleotide messenger RNA. RefSeq lists its product as uncharacterized. The record is from RefSeq and is a predicted model, not a curated record. The annotation marks the transcript as partial. The transcript has a single exon. Lineage: Eukaryota; Fungi; Basidiomycota; Agaricomycetes; Cantharellales; Hydnaceae.